AUGCGAGCUUUAUAUCGUAUACCGCUAUUAGCUGUUUCAACAUUAGUACUACUUAAAUGUUUAAAAAAGUUAGAAGAACUAAACGAUUAUGUUCGAUCACCACCACCUUUACAAAUAACUGAACAACCUGCUUCACGACCUCCUUCUUUUGUUAAAAUCAAUGCUAAUUAUCUUUCAUCAUUUGGUAUUAAAUCAUAUAAAAUUAUUCGUGCAAUACAUGAUGAAACAAAUACUCAUCGACAAAAACGAUCUAUUAUUGAAAAUAAUUCACAUCGUAUUCUUACUCUUGAACUUGAUCAUAAAAAUAUUACAUUGAUUUUGAAAAAUACAAAUGAUUUUUUUUCCACAAAUGCAGAUAUUCAUCUUGGUUCAUCAACUUUUCUUCCAAUUAAUUCUUCUAUCCUUUAUGAAGGUUAUGUCUUAGAUUAUCCUGAAAUUUCAUAUGUUACUGGAGGAUUUUAUUCAAAUUGGUUUGAUGGUAUAAUAAAACUAUCGAAUGAAACAUGGCACAUUGAACCAACUCGUAAAUAUGGUGUUUUUUUAAUUGACUUUGGUCCAUCGAUAAUUUAUAAUGCACUUGACGUUGAUUUGACAAAAUAUAACAGUAAUGAAGCAUUUCGAUAUAAACGAUAUAUAAUGAAUGAAGAUGAAGAAUUGUCAUCAUCAUCUUUUUGUGGAUUAAAUGAUCAUAAAAUACGAGAAGAAAUGCAAAAAGAAAAAGAACGAUUAAAAAAAAUUGAAUGUAAUAAUAAUUUUGAUUAUAAAUCUCAUUAUACACGAACAAAACGACAAACAACAACUAAUACAGAUCGAGAGCGUACAUGUUGUUAUAUGUAUAUACGUAUUGAUCCAACACUUUGGGAUAUUGUUUAUAAAAAUGAAGGACUUAAUGAAAAAGAAGCAACUAUUCAUGCACUUGUAACAUUUUUAUAUCGAAUAGUAACAGCAGCAAAUGCAAUAUAUCGUUCAGUAAAAUUUGAAUCAAAUGAUGAUUUUCUUUAUCGAUUUACAUUACGAAUAAAAAGAAUUCGAAUUUUAACAUCUGAUGAUUGUGAACAAAAAAAUUUAAGUUUAAGUGAAACAAAUAUUUGUCGUCCAUAUCUUGAUUCAAAUGUUUUAUUAACAUGGCAUUCAGCUGAAAAUUUCGAUGAAUAUUGUUUAGCAUAUAUAUUUACUGGAAGAGAUUUUGGUGAUGGAACAUUAGGUUUGGCAUGGAUGGGAAGUAUUGCACCAAAUAGUCGUGGUGGUAUUUGUGAAAAAUCUGUAAAAGAUAUCUAUGAAGGACAACGUGUUAUAAAAACUCUUAAUACAGGAAUGAUAACUGUUAUUAAUCAUAAUACGCGAACAUCAGCAUUAAUGACAGAAUUAACAUUUUCUCAUGAAGUUGGACAUAGUUUAGGAGCUGAACAUGAUGAUGAAAAAUGUGGAGGAGAUGCAAAAUAUGGUCAUUAUAUAAUGCACGGAAGAGCAACCACUGGUCUUGAAGAAAAUAACAAUAAAUUUUCUAAUUGUAGCAUGAAUAAAAUGGGACCUAUUAUGAUUUCUGUUAAAAAUCAACUCCUUGGAAAAACUAAUUGUUUAACAGAAUGUUUAAAAGUUGGUUAUUGUGGAAAUCGAAAUGUUGAAGAUGAUGAAGAAUGUGAUUGUGGAUUUACUUCUGAAUGUACAGAUCAUUGUUGUUAUCCAGCUGAUGUAUCAGAUACAAAAUUAAGUUGUAAAUUAAAACCAGGUGCUCGUUGCAGUCCAUCCAAAGGACCAUGUUGUUCUGAUCAAUGUACAUUUCAUUCUAUUUCACAUAUAUGUCAUAAAGAUAAAGCUAGUCAAGAUUGUAUUGGAGAUGUUCGAUGCGAUGGUAUUCGAACAACAUGCCCACUUAAUGAUACACAAUUUUUUAAGCCGAUCGAUACACCAUGUAAUCUAAAUACGGCAUUAUGUGAUCGAGGGGAAUGUAAUAAAAGUAUAUGUACAUUAAUUGGAAAAAUUGAAUGUACAUUGACUAUACCAAAUGUUGUUGAACCAUUACGUCAACGUGGUGUUGAUCGAGAAUACUUAUGCCAUAUUGGUUGUUUUGAUACACGAACAAAUUCAUGUAUUGAUACACAUGCUCUUCUUAUGCCAAAUAAUUAUAGUAAAACUGGAUAUGGUUAUAAACAUCGACCUGGACAUGCUUGUGCUGGAACGGCUGGAUAUUGUGAUGUAUUUGGUAAAUGUCGUGCUGUUGACGCUGAAGGUCCAUUAACACGAUUGAAAAAUAUGUUACUUAAUGAAGAAAAUAUUCGUACACUGACGGAAAUUACUCAAGAAUAUUGGUGGGCUUUAGUAUUAGGUCUAUUAGGUGUUAUUGGUUUCAUGAGUAUAUUUGUAAAAAUUUGUUCCGUUCAUACACCGUCAUCAAAUCCACGUUUCAAACCUGCUCGAUCUCUUUCGCUCAAACAUGGGUCCUAUGAUCCUCGACAUCAUAGUCUUGAAAUUCCUCGUCCACCUACAUCACCACUAAGAUUAACUGGAGUUGAACUUAAUUCAUUAGAACAAAAAUCGAACGUAGAUGUACGUGGAAGAUCUUCGUCAAAAAAUAAAGACAAUAUUUCUUGUCUUUAA
Messenger RNA from Rotaria sp. Silwood2, 2598 nucleotides. Lineage: Eukaryota; Metazoa; Rotifera; Eurotatoria; Philodinida; Philodinidae. The record is from the annotation of a GenBank genome assembly.